Lactuca virosa is the source of this 276-nucleotide messenger RNA. NCBI's taxonomy places the organism in Eukaryota, Viridiplantae, Streptophyta, Magnoliopsida, Asterales, Asteraceae. The record is from the annotation of a GenBank genome assembly.
AUGACGACAACAUCGGUGACGAUCGUUGAUGAUAGUGGUGGUUCUUCGUCGCUUGCUGAUGGUUGUAGAUCUGAAACAGAAAAUCAAAGAUCUAGUGGGGAUAUUUUUAGAUCUGAAGCUGAAAAUUUAGAUUUGGAAUCGGUCGGUGCAUGCAGAUAUGAUCGGAAUAGUUCACCGGAGAUAGGAGGCGGCGACGACGGUGGUGCGACUACGACAUGUCGGCGGUACGUCGGUGGUGUGGUGAUGGUAGCUGGUGUAAGGUUGGAGUGUUCUUGA